AUGUUACCAGCGCCAAAAGGGUUGUUUUCGCCGGAGCCAGAACAUUAUCGAGGACCAAAGCUAAAAGUUGCCAUCAUUGGAGCUGGGCUUUCUGGCAUAUCAACUACAGUGAAACUCUUGGAUCAAGGACACGAGGGACAUUACCAUCCUAAAAUUCUGAAAGCCUUAACAGAGCAGGCAGAAAAGCUGACGCUGAGCUCUCGAGCCUUUUACAAUGAUCGGUUUCCACCAUUUGCUGAGCAUUUGACAAGUAUGCUUGGUUAUGAUAUGGUUCUUCCCAUGAACACUGGUGCUGAAGGAGUGGAAACAGCUCUGAAAUUAGCAAGAAAGUGGGGUUAUGAAAAGAAAAGAAUUCCCAAAGAUGAGGCUAUUAUUGUGUCAUGUUGUGGCUGCUUCCAUGGCCGUACACUAGCUGUUAUAUCUAUGAGUUGUGACAAUGAAGCUACCCGGGGUUCUGGUCCUUUAUUGCCUGGCCAUCUUAAAGUUGAUUUUGGUGAUGCAGAAGCCCUUGAAAGAAUUUUUAAAGAAAAAGGAGAACACAUAGCUGGCUUUCUUUUGGAACCCAUCCAGGGUGAAGCUGGGUGGGAAAUCCUUGUUGCUUCUUCAAAUUCUUUGGCUAAGAAAAAGAUAGGUGUGCUUAUAGAUUUCAUUUUGGUUUUUCCUGUGAGUGCAGUUCUUGCAGACAAGGAUGUAAUGCUUUGUAUAAAACCAGGAGAGCAUGGAAGUACCUUUGGCGGGAAUCCAUUGGCCAGUGCUGAACUUCUUAAAUCCUAUGAUUAUAAAGUUUUACCUAAAGGAGCUAAAGCUACUGUCUCUCUAUGGUUCAGUUGCAUUUGAUGAAGAUUUUGAAGCUCAACUAGCUGACAACAAUGAUGCAAGACUGGAAGUGUCUCUAUUGGCGAGGAGCCCUGACCAAGAGCUGACUGAAGUUAGUAACUCAAUAGUUGAACAAGUUGGCUUAU
Molecule: messenger RNA, 962 nt
Organism: Arachis stenosperma
Lineage: Eukaryota; Viridiplantae; Streptophyta; Magnoliopsida; Fabales; Fabaceae
Product: ornithine aminotransferase, mitochondrial-like
Exons: 9
Coding region: 1-837 (278 amino acids)
Cellular component (GO): cytoplasm
Molecular function (GO): identical protein binding; L-ornithine transaminase activity; pyridoxal phosphate binding
Source: RefSeq, a predicted model, not a curated record